AGCUCAUUUGAACACCAAGUGUAUGUGCCUAGCAGCAUCCUUUAACAGUUACAAUGCAAAAAAUAUACCUUUUAACAAUAAUGGCUGCGCUAGCCUCAGUAGCAGUGUCUCAAUUACCUGCGGAUGUUGAGAAGUAUCAUCGCGCUUGCUUGGAUGAAUCCAAAGUCUCGGACGAUGAGCUAAAACAGUUUUUUCAAAAUGGCAUGAGAGCCAGCGAUGCAACUGAGAAUAUAAAAUGUCAUAACAAAUGUAUGAUGCAAAAGAUGGGCAUAUUCAAAGAUGGUGUCUUCGAUGCCGAUGCCAAGAUGAAAGAACUCAUGCAAAAUCCCAGCAUGAAAGGACAUGAAGCUGAAAUCAAGCAAGCGUUGAAUGAUUGCAAGAACGAGAAGGGCGCCAAUGAAUGUGAUACGUCUUUCAAGAUUACCAUGUGCCUCAAGGAUUUUAGUAAACCGCAACAUGCUUAGAUUUGGAGGUUUCUAUGACCUUUUUAUUAUUAUUGUUUCAAAAAUCUUGUGCAGUUGAUGAUGAUUUGUCGGUGAAAGUAUUUAAUAAAAUAAAUAAAGUAAAAAA
Messenger RNA from Ceratitis capitata (Mediterranean fruit fly), 570 nucleotides. RefSeq names its product general odorant-binding protein 56h (gene Obp56h). Bases 54 to 464 code for a protein of 136 amino acids. Gene Ontology annotation, molecular function: odorant binding. Gene Ontology annotation, biological process: sensory perception of smell. Lineage: Eukaryota; Metazoa; Arthropoda; Insecta; Diptera; Tephritidae. The record is from RefSeq and is a predicted model, not a curated record. The transcript is spliced from 2 exons.